This is a messenger RNA of Rhododendron vialii, 3318 nucleotides long. Its product is annotated as receptor-like protein 7. The coding region runs from base 1 to 3318 and encodes 1105 amino acids. The transcript is spliced from 4 exons. NCBI's taxonomy places the organism in Eukaryota, Viridiplantae, Streptophyta, Magnoliopsida, Ericales, Ericaceae. Gene Ontology annotation, molecular function: protein binding. The record is from RefSeq and is a predicted model, not a curated record.
AUGGAUUCAUCUUUGUAUCCUCAUAUGUUCCUGAUGAUCUUCUGUUGCUUUAAUCUUAAUGUUUUGACUAACUCUUACUCUUCUGCGCAGCCACUAUGCCAUGAAGAUGAGAGAUCAGCCUUGCUGCAGUUCAAGCAUAGCUUCCACAUCAAGAAGUUUGCUUCUGGCGACCCUUCUGCUUAUCCAAAGGUUGAGUCAUGGGGAAAUGCUAGCGAUUGCUGCUCGUGGGAUGGCUUGGAGUGUGACCACAACACUAGUCAUGUGAUUGGUCUCGACCUCAGUAGCAGCUUUCUCUAUGGUUCUAUCAACUCCAACAGCAGCAUCUUCAGCCUUGUUCACCUACGGCAACUGAACCUUGCUGACAAUCACUUCAAUUAUUCUCAAAUUCCGAACGGUAUAGGAAAUCUUUCGAGACUAAGGAGUCUCAACCUCCAUAGUUCUUUUUUUUCCGGUCAGAUCCCUUUAGAGAUCUCCUCUCUUUCCCAAUUGACUUUCCUUGAUCUGUCUAGAUACUUUGACCCAUAUUCUACUGAAUAUCUUUUGAAACUUGAAAAACCCAGUUUGAGAGACCUAGUUCAAAACCUCACCAACCUGAAAGUACUAGACCUCAGUGCUGUGAACGUAUCUUCUACGGUGCCACAUGCUUUAUCAAGCAUGACCUCUCUGACAAUUCUUUAUCUCAGGAGUUGUUUGUUGUAUGGUGAAUUCCCAAUGGGAAUUUUUCGUCUACCAAACCUACAGAUUCUAGACGUGUCAGACAACGAAAACCUAUUUGGUUAUCUUCCUGAAUUUUCACCUGGUAGUCCGCUUGAGGGAUUGCUGAUUGGGCAGACAAAUUUUUCUGGAUUGCUGCCAAAUUCAAUUGGGAAUCUUGAUUCCUUAAACGUGUUAAAAUUAGGGGAAUCCAAUUUCUAUGGGAUGCUUCCAAGCUCGCUAGGUAAUUUGGCCCAGCUCACAUAUCUGGAUGUUAGUGGAAACAAUUUUUGGGGACAGGUUCCUUCAUCAAUAGCAAACUUAUCAAAACUCACUGUCUUAGGACUCGGCGGCGGUACUUUUGAUGCACGACCCCUUAGGAAGCUAUCAAAACUCACUAGACUAGUACUUGAGAAUACGAAACUAAGUGAUGUAUUACCACAAUCUAUUGCUAAUCUGACCCAACUGUCUCUGUUGGUUCUCACCAACAAUGAGUUAUUUGGUGAAAUCCCAUCUUGGCUUUCAAACCUCACUAGAUUAUCCUAUCUAAUGCUUUCAGAAAAUCAACUAUCGGGCAUGUUUCCAAGCUCAAUCUCUCGAAUCCAGCAUUUUGAAUUGCUUGAUCUUUCUUCAAACAGCUUGAGUGGUAAAGUCGAGCUAGAUAUCUUUCAAAAUCUCAAAAACCUUUAUCUAUUGGAUCUGUCCGGAAACAAAUUGACGGUGCUCGAAACAAACAGUACCAAUGCUACUCUACCGAAAUUCAAUAGUUUAGGAAUGGCAUCAUGCAACUUGAAGGAGUUUCCUAAAUUCUUGCGGUUCCAGGAUGAAUUAGAAGUCCUUAAUUUGGCGAAUAAUGGUAUACAUGGCCAAAUACCAACUUGGUUGUGGAACACGAGUAGAGAAACAAUGAGAAAUAUCGACCUUCAUGGAAACUUUCUUACAGGAUUUGAGCAGCAUCCAAAUGGCGCCAUUCCAUGGAUAUCACCACAAUUCAUAGAUUUCAGCUUUAACAGGCUGCAAGGACCACUCCCACUUCCAUCGCCGUCUAUCCUUCUUUACAGUGUUGCUGGUAAUUUACUAACCGGAGAAAUCCCACCAUCAUUAUGCCAAAAUAGUGCUCUUUUUGUGCUUGACUUGUCUGAUAAUUACUUAAGUGGGGCCAUUCCUCAAUGCUUGGCCAGUGCUAGUAGUGAUUCUCUGAAGCUGCUCAAUUUGAGUUACAACAAUUUUCAAGGUACUGUUCCCCAGAUGUCUAUGAGGGGGAUCAAGAUGAUUGACUUUAGUCAAAAUCAAUUGCAUGGGAGCCUACCACUUUCAUUGGCUAAUUGUACAAUGCUUGAAAUUCUUGUUUUGGGAGAUAAUCAGAUCGAGGACACUUUUCCCUUUUGGUUGGGAACCCUUCCCCAGUUAGAAGUUCUUAUUCUCCGAUCUAACAGAUUCCAUGGUGCCAUUGAGAACCCUAACACCAAUUUGAAGUUUCCGAAGCUGCGGAUCAUUGACUUGUCUCGCAAUGGUUUCUUUGGUACGUUGCCAUCAGAGUACUUCCGGAAUUGGAAUGCAAUGAAAGUGGUCGUGAAAGGAAAUUCAACGUAUAUGGGCAUGGAUGCGAUACCACAAUAUAGAGGGAAGGGACCAAUUUCUUAUGGAAAGCGUUUACCCUAUUCAAUAACAAUAUCUAGCAAAAGGACAAAAAGGCUAUAUGAGAAGAUCCAAAGUGUAUUUGUAGCAGUUGAUCUUUCACACAACAAAUUCAGCGGUGAAAUUCCAGAAUCCUUUGGAAGUCUUUGUGGACUUCAAGCACUAAACAUUUCCGAAAACAACCUCACCGGCAUCAUCCCGUCAUCCAUGGCAAAUUUGACGAACCUGGAAUCGUUGGACCUAUCUCAGAACCUGCUCUCAGGAGAGAUCUCUCAGCAGCUAACCAAACUCACUUUCCUUUCAGUCCUAGACUUUUCUCAUAACCGUCUCACAGGCCGCAUACCUCGAGGUAAACAAUUUGAUACAUUUGACAAUAGUUCAUAUGGUGGGAAUAUGGGAUUGUGUGGUGUCCCACUGACGAUGUUAUGCGGGAAUUCAGAAACGUCACCCCCACCACCACCGGCACACAGCUCGCAAGUUGAUGGUUCAGAGUUUUCGACGGGUAUCUAUUGGAUGGUCAUAAUAAUGGGAUAUGGGAGUGGACUGAUAGUUGGGUUGGUUAUUGGGCACACACUGACCUCGAGGUAUCAUGACCGAUUUGUUGCGAUCUUCGAAAGGGUUUUCUUUCAAGUGAGACCUACGAAAUCGGAUGGUUGUUUAUUUAAGAACUACAGCUACUCUAGAGGAGAGCACGGAUGUGACUUGGCUGAAAAAACUGAGGAUUUUGUCCUUCAAGGUGGACACGGCACUCAUAAAACCAUAAAAGCACAUCAUAACCAUGAAGCUUGUUCAACUAGCAUUGCUAAACUAGAGUUGGUCAUACAUCAUGGGUUCAUCUUGCUGCUAUGCCAUGAAGAUGCGAGAUCAGCCUUGCUGCAGUUCAAAGACAUCUUGUUCAUCAACGAGUUUGCUUCUGUUGACCCGUCUGCUUAUCCAAAGACCAAGCCAUGGAAGCUCGAUGGAAAUACUACCGAGUCAGAUAAUUAA